Messenger RNA from Dermochelys coriacea (leatherback sea turtle), 3461 nucleotides. Its product is annotated as transmembrane protein 79-like. Lineage: Eukaryota; Metazoa; Chordata; Testudines; Dermochelyidae. The record is from RefSeq and is a predicted model, not a curated record. The coding region runs from base 210 to 1487 and encodes 425 amino acids. Gene Ontology annotation, biological process: regulated exocytosis. The transcript is spliced from 4 exons. Gene Ontology annotation, cellular component: lysosomal membrane; trans-Golgi network membrane.
UUUCAUUCAAACUCGCUGCCGAGACGGAGCCGAGCCCGGGCGCUGCGCGGAGGGUCCCGGGGGGCGCGAUUCCCCCUCCAUGAUGGUGAGAUCCACCUGCCAGGAGAGCUGAUGAGCCCUAGGGAUCGCCAGGCACAGGAGGGGGGUCAGACACCCUGUUCUCUCCCCUGGGCUCUGACGAGACUCUGCCUUGUAGCCCCCCCCCAGCCAUGACAGCCCCCAAGGCCCCAGCCAGCUGCCACCAGCUGCGGGAGUUUGACAGCGUCAAGGAUUCCAUUGCCGACCUCAUCAACCAGCUGCAGGACAUCGACCCGAGCCGCCUCUCCUUCUCGCCCUUCCUGGACCUGGACACCCAGAUCUCCCUGGCGCCGGUCUCCGACAGCCCCGAGUCCUCCGUCGAGGAGCUGCACUCCACCUCCGGGGAGGAGGCCUCCCUCAGCCUGGCUACAAGCGACUCUCCAGGCCCAGAGGCUGAGCCGGUGCAGGGGAUACAUAGCCAGGGGGCUGGGCCUCUCCUGGGGGAGGACCCCAGGCUUCCCAUGGGAAUGGACCCCAAAGACCUCAUCCUUCCAUUGGGCUGCGACCCACGGGAGGCCAGCUGGGUGGGGCCUGGAGACAGUGUGGUGGUGGCAGUGCCCAAGGAGACCUGCUUCCUGGACAGGGUGGGGGCAGAGACCCCCAUGGUGCAGCACAUGGAGCAUCUGCCCACUGGCAGAGAGCCAAGCCGGGCGCAGCCCCACAGCGAGGGGCCGGCACGCCCCACAGCCAGUUGGCCUCUCCCCAGGGAGGAGCAGCCAUUCCUCGGCUCAAGUGUGGAGCCCGUUUCCUGUGGCCCCGAGGAGCCGACCCCUCGCCCGCCAGGGAAGUGCUGCGGCUGCUGCACCAGCUCCCACCUGAAGGCCGUGUCCUCGGUCUUUGUCUCGCUGCUCCUGGCGCCCUGGGUCCUCUACGGACUCUAUUACCUCCUGCCCUUCGAGCCGCCGCUUUGCCCAGACCUGGCCAGCCGUGCGGCCUUCGCCCUGCGCUGCCUGCUCAUUGCCAUGGUGCCCAGCAUGCUUGGUGUCAUGUUCGGGGCUCUCGCCAAGCUCUGCUCGGUGGCCAUUGACCCGCUGGAUACGCGCUCCCCACCCGUCCUGCUCCACCGGUUGUAUGUCACCAGCUCCCUGGAGCAGUUUGUCAUCUUCAGCCUCAACACGGUGGUGCUGGCCACGUUCCUGGCCCAGGAGCACCUGCGCCUCAUCCCCAUCCUGGUUGGGCUCUUCUCCAUCGGCAGAUGCUGUUACUGGAUCAGCCUCCACGUUGGCAGUGCUUACCGUGGCUUUGGCUUCGGACUCGCUUUCUUCCCGGCCCUGGCAAUGACUGGCUACAACCUGUUCUGUCUGUACGACCUGGGCUUUGCCUUCCUCUUCGCGCCCUCUCCAGCGGGUGGGGAUGGCGGUGGGGCCACGCCUGCCCCCACGUGGGAGCCAGCGACCCAAGGCACUUGAAAGAGGAGAUGGCCCAGGACGGGGAGAGUCGUGAGCUCCAGCAGCCUCCAACUCCGGACCCUCAAGGGACGUCCUGUUACCCCCUCAGCCAACCAGUCACAACAGCUGCUCCACCUGGCUUGGGUCAGUGCACAAGGCAGCAUAAAGCUGCUGUGCUACUCUGUUUGCAUCCCUGCUUUAGCCCCUCCCCAGCUGUGUCCCCCCUCCCCAGCUGUUUCUCCCCCCCCCAGCUGGGCAGGGCUGAGUGAUGGACAAGCCUCGCAGCUGAAGGCAACUUCUUAGCAACCUCCACCCUACGGUCACUAAGAUACCACAGAGCAGCAGGGCCCAGCACUGUGCUACAGAACAGCACAGUGUAGGAAGGGCUUUUCCCAUCCGAACGCCUGCAGCAUGCAAAACAGCGCCAGCUCCUAGGAGAUACUGUAACGGAUAGAGAUUCCUGCCCAGGGAGAUCCCCUUCAAGCCUGGUCUUUCCCUCUCAUGCUGUGUGCCAGGGGCACAGCUGCCUCUGCAGCAUGGCCAAGGUUAAUCUGAGCCCAGAGUGGGGCUUUAGCCUCUCCCUUUGAUGUGGCCUGGUCCUACCUCCCUCUGGUGUGCUGCUGCAGCCAGGGCAGAGAGAUGAGCAACUGUAGUGUCCUAAUGACAUGCUAAUCCUGGCAGAUCGGGUCAUGUGGCCAGACCUGGGCCAAAAGCCUGGCUUGGUUGCCCUUGAAAAUUAUCCAGAACUCCCAGGAGAAGGCUCUGAAGUUCUCAGCUACAGCUCUGUUGUUUUUAUUGCUGUUUCCUCCACGGGGCCGGGACACCUCACAAACAUGGAUCUGGCACCUGUAGCAAUGCCCAGAGGAGCUGUCCUUUCCUUUCUCUGCCACCCAACCCCCACAAGUACAGGCAAGUUACAUAACACCGACUGCAGGCACAAGCCAGAUACUCAGUUCUGUGAGUGGCUGUGGGGGGUUAAUCCCUUCUCUGUGCAUUUAUGAUCCCAAAUAUUUUUGAUCAAAGUGACUUUCUGAUUUAAGAGGGGCAGUGGUGGCUUGCUGGGAGAAAGGAUUUCAUCCCAUUCAGUGACGAGCCAGAGCAGAGCAGUAGCCAAUGGACUUGAUCCAGCAUUGCCCUGCUCCACACGGGGGGGUGGCCCCUGUUCCCAGAACAGAAGGGUGACGAUUGGUGCAGAGGAAUAGGAAAUCGGGCUGGCUGCAGGAGGAGCGUGGAUGCGGUCUGGUGAGCUGUGUGAGAUGCAGGGGGUAGGAGCAAGCCCGGGUGGCUGGUAAGCAGCAGGUGAAAGGGGAGCUGGUUGUUUGUAGUAUGACAGGAGACAGCUGUUAGUGCUGUUGGGUGGGGAUAUGGAAUGGUGUUGUGUCAAUAUGCAGUGCUGGUCCCAGGACCUUACAGAGACAAGAUGGGUGAGGACUUGUCUUUUAUUGUCCCUCAUCCCCAGAAGUCAGGCCAAUAAAAGAUAUCACCUCUCUCCCCUUGCCUCUCGGUCUGAUCACCAUUGAGGAUUCUAACUCCACCACCACUGCCCGAGGCAGAAAAACACCCACCCAGGCUCUAGGCUUCCUCCCUUUGCCAGCCCCCUGCCAAGGAUUAGUGCCAGGACGGAGUAUUCCCUUUCCUGGCUGAGCAGAGGUAACUCCCCACUUCUGUUCUGCCCAGAGGUGACAGCACCUGAACUGUGAAUUCUGAGAAGGGAGACUUGAGUCUAAGCUCCCUCCAAGGCCAAGCCCCUCAGUUCUGUUCGUGGAACAGAAACCUGCCUCCCUCCUCUACUUGUACAACCAUUGUGCAGGCCUGGGCCCAGUUCCACAGCUGCUAGAACUCCCUUGAAAUCCAAGCUGAGGGUCCGGUCAGCUGCUUCCGGCACAAAAAGGCCAUUACGUGUAGCAAGAGUGGCCACCACUCUGCUCAGCUGGGUCCUUGAAGAAACUACCUGGACAAAAACCUCUGAAAAAAAAUAAAAUAUUGUUUCUACCU